CCGCCCGACCUCAAUCGGUGGUUUUCCUCUUCUGUUUUCCUCUCGCGCCGGAGUCUAGGGUUUCGUCGCCGGAGAGAGUUUUUUCUGGAUCUCUACUUUGCGUCCUUCAAUCCUCAAGAACGCCUCCAUCGUUCUUCUUGUUCUUCCUCUUCCCCUCGUUCUCUUUCUCUGGUCUCGCCCAAUUACGGUUGGUUUUACUCUCAUCCGCCCCUCGCAUCGCCACUAAAUCCCAGCUGAAAACAAUGGCGGAGUCAGAUCGGACUCUGGGGUAUUUGACCCGACGGGACACGGAGGUGAAGCUCCCGCGUCCUACCAGGGUCAAGAACAAGACCCCGGCACCGAUACAGAUAACGGCCGAGCAGAUUCUCCGGGAGGCCCGCGAGCGACAGGAGGCUGAAAUCCGCCCCCCGAAGCAGAAGAUCACAGAUCACACCGAGCUCGGGGAUUACCGCCUCCGGAAGCGCAAGGAGUUCGAGGACCUCAUCCGCCGCGUCCGAUGGAACGUCAGCGUGUGGGUGAAGUACGCCCAGUGGGAGGAGUCGCAGAAAGACUUCAACCGGGCGCGCUCCGUCUGGGAGCGUGCCCUCGAGGUCGAUUACCGUAACCACACGCUGUGGUUGAAGUACGUGGAGAUGGAGAUGAAGAACAAGUUCAUAAAUCACGCCCGGAAUGUGUGGGACCGCGCGGUCUCGCUGUUGCCAAGGGUCGAUCAGCUUUGGUAUAAGUAUAUACACAUGGAGGAGAAGUUGGGCAAUGUAGCGGGCGCAAGGCAGAUUUUCGAGAGGUGGAUGAGCUGGAUGCCGGACCAGCAAGGUUGGUUGUCUUAUAUUAAGUUUGAGCUUAGGUACACAGAGAUUGAACGUGCGAGGGGGAUUUAUGAGAGAUUUGUGCAGUGCCACCCUAAGGUCAGUGCUUGGAUUAAGUACGCGAAAUUUGAAAUGAAGAAUGGUGAGGUUGCUAGAGCUAGGCACGUAUAUGAGAGAGCAGUGGAGAAAUUCGCUGAUGAUGAGGAAGCAGAGAUCUUGUUUGUGGCAUUUGCGGAAUUUGAGGAGCGCUGCAAGGAGACAGAGAGGGCGAGGUGCAUAUAUAAGUUUGCGCUAGACCACAUUCCAAAAGGAAGGGCAGAGGAUUUGUAUAGGAAGUUUGUAGCUUUUGAAAAGCAGUAUGGUGAUAGGGAAGGAAUUGAGGAUGCUAUUGUGGGUAAGAGGAGAUUUCAGUAUGAGGAUGAGGUCAGAAAGAAUCCGUUGAAUUAUGAUUCAUGGUUUGAUUACAUUCGCUUGGAAGAAAGUGUGGGAAAUAAAGAGAGGGUUAGGGAAGUUUAUGAGCGUGCAAUUGCCAAUGUGCCACCUGCUGAGGAGAAGCGGUACUGGCAACGUUAUAUCUAUUUGUGGAUCAAUUAUGCAUUGUAUGAAGAGCUUGAUGCUGAAGAUAUGGAGCGUACACGGGAUGUAUACAGAGAGUGUCUCAAACUGAUUCCUCACCAGAAAUUCUCAUUUGCCAAAAUUUGGCUCUUAGCAGCUCAAUUUGAGAUUAGACAAAUGAAUCUUACGGGUGCAAGGCAGAUCCUAGGCAAUGCAAUUGGCAAAGCUCCUAAAGAUAAGAUAUUUAAAAAAUACAUUGAGAUAGAGCUGCAACUCGGCAACAUAGAUCGAUGCCGAAAACUAUAUGAGAAAUACUUGGAGUGGUCUCCAGAGAACUGUUACGCUUGGAGCAAGUAUGCUGAAUUGGAGAUAUCCUUGGCAGAAACCAACAGAGCUAGAGCCAUUUUUGAAUUGGCAAUUGCACAGCCUGCACUUGACAUGCCUGAACUGUUAUGGAAGGCAUACAUUGAUUUUGAGAUUUCUGAGGGCGAAUUUCAACGAACGAGAGAGCUAUAUGAGAGAUUAUUGGAUCGGACUAAGCACCUGAAAGUGUGGAUCAGCUAUGCCAAGUUUGAGGCAACAGCUAUGGAUGCCCCUAAUUCAGAUUUGUCAGAAGAUCAAUUGCAAUCACAUUUGUUGGACCAAAAAAGGGAAUGCAUACAACAUGCCAGAAGAGUCUUUGAAAGAGCCAUUAAUUACUUCCGAACGUCAGCUCCCGAACUUAAAGAAGAAAGGGCAAUGCUAUUGGAGGAGUGGUUAAACAUGGAGAGCAGUUUUGGUGAACUUGGUGAUGUUGGCAUUGUCCAGCCUAAACUGCCAAAGAAGCUGAAGAAGAGGAGGCAGAUUUUGGCUGAGGACGGUCCAGCUGGGUACGAGGAAUACAUAGACUACUUGUUCCCUGAAGAAACGCAGACCACAAAUUUCAAAAUCUUGGAAGCUGCUUACAAAUGGAAGAAGCAAAAGGUUGCCUCUGAUGACGAUUAAACAA
Rhodamnia argentea is the source of this 2349-nucleotide messenger RNA. Its product is annotated as crooked neck-like protein 1. The record is from RefSeq and is a predicted model, not a curated record. Gene Ontology annotation, molecular function: protein binding. Lineage: Eukaryota; Viridiplantae; Streptophyta; Magnoliopsida; Myrtales; Myrtaceae. Gene Ontology annotation, biological process: spliceosomal complex assembly; mRNA splicing, via spliceosome. Gene Ontology annotation, cellular component: precatalytic spliceosome; Prp19 complex; post-mRNA release spliceosomal complex.